This is a messenger RNA of Cercocebus atys (sooty mangabey), 2162 nucleotides long. RefSeq names its product huntingtin-associated protein 1 (gene HAP1). NCBI's taxonomy places the organism in Eukaryota, Metazoa, Chordata, Mammalia, Primates, Cercopithecidae. Gene Ontology annotation, cellular component: dendrite. The record is from RefSeq and is a predicted model, not a curated record. Gene Ontology annotation, biological process: anterograde axonal transport of mitochondrion; neurotrophin TRK receptor signaling pathway; neurogenesis. Gene Ontology annotation, molecular function: signaling receptor binding.
CAUCUGGAAGACACCAGCCGCCUACUUUGGCCGGCGACCCGGGGUGUCCGGCCCUGAGCGCGCUGCCUUUAUUCGGGAGCUGGAGGAAGCACUGUGUCCUAACCUACAUCCGCCAGUCAAAAAGAUUACCCAGGAAGACGUCAAAGUGAUGUUAUAUUUGCUGGAGGAGAGAGAGGGACCUGAACACUGCAGCUCGCAUCGGCCAGUCCCUGGUGAAACAGAACAGUGUUUUGAUGGAGGAGAACAGCACCCUGCUGGGCUCAGCCAAGGAGGAGAUUUUACACCUCAGACACCAGGUGAACUUGCGAGAUGACCUCCUCCAGCUCUACUCAGAUUCGGAUGAGGAGGAAGAGGAGGAGGCAGAGGAAGACCAGCAGCGUGCUCAUCCCUGUGAUGCCCCCAAGCUGUGAGAUUUCGCGGAGACAUUGCUGCACCAGCACCACUGCCCACAGCUGGAAGCCUUGCAGGAGAAGCUGAGGCUGCUGGAAGAGGAGAAUCAUCAGCUGAGAGAAGAGGCCUCUCAACUUGACACCCUUGAGGAUGAGGAACAGAUGCUCAUUCUGCAAUGUGUGGAGCAGUUUUCUUUCAGCAGCCAGACAGCCACCUGCCUCUGUUUCUGCCACCCUGCAACCCCAAAGAAGGCCCUGCUGUCUUGGCUGGCUGAGCUGGAACGGGGAGGAACCAUCAGGAUCUGUGUGCAGACAGGGGUGGGGGUGGGCCUGGGGGGUUGGACUUUCAAAAGAUGUCGCUAUCUCCCACCCAGGUAUGAUUUUUGCAACAGUGAGGAUGGAGAGCAGGUGCAGGGGUUUGAGGCUGAGGAAGGGUUGAUGCUGGCAGCAGAUAUUAUGCCGGGGGAAGAUUUCACGCCUGCAGAGAAGUUGGUGCCCGAGGAGGAGCUGGGGACUGCCGAAAAGGUGCCGGCUGAGGAAGGGGUGAUGGAAGAGGCAGAGCUGGUGUCGGAGGAGACUGAGGGCUGGGAGGAGGUGGAACCGGAGCUGGAUGAGGCAACGCGGAUGAACAUGGUGACGUCAGCCCUGCAGGCCAGUGGCUUGGGCCCUUCACACCUGGACAUGAAGUAUAUCCUCCAGCAGCAGGCCAACUGGCAGGAUGCCCAUUACAGGCGGCAGCUGAGGCGAAAGAUGUUCCAGAAAGGCUCUCCAACCCUGCAGCAGUGGCAGCAGCAGUCAAAACAAGCACGGGGGUGGGAUUGUGGAGCUGCCCAGGGGCUGACCCAGGCUGGAGGACAGGCCCAGCUACCGUCCCAGGGCCUGGGAGGAAGAGGGGCCUUCUGGGGCUGCCCAGGCUACGGGGACAAAGGCCUCCACCAGCAAGGGCCACAGUUGGACCAGUCCCCUGGGCUUUGCUGUUCCCCAGCAGCCUGCAGAGGCCCCCCAGACAGCUUGAGGCCCUUCCUUCUGCCUGGCCAAGCCCACACCCCCAGACCCUCCUUCCCAUCCUCUGAAAUGGGACCCUGUGUCUGUCACCAGCCCAUCCUCUGUGUUCAUGAACCUGGGCUGGAGUUUGGGGACCUGGGCCUCCACCCUCUUCAGGGACAGGCGGUAGGAACCCUGGCUGUUGCUCUGUAGCUGGUACAAAAGCUGUGGCUGCCAGGCUUGGGUCACAUGGCAGCCCAGGGGGGGCCCACUGGCUACCAGACCCAGCCCUGAGUGGGGAAUGGCCCAGCUUCCACAGGUAGGGAGUUGUGAGGCCCCUCACCCCUUGAUGCCCAGGCUAGCGGUGGCCACCCCGGUUCUUGUUGACUUGAGGGACCUGGCCAUCUUCCCCGUUCUUCAUCCUUCUCGGUCCCUACUUACUGUUUGUAACCACAAGUGUCUCUAUGUGUGGGUGGGUGAGGGCCCCUCUGCCCAGUGGUGUGUCUCCUCUCCCUCCCUCCCCUCCCUCUUCUGCCAGUGGCCUGGGGGUGUCCAGGCUCCCACCCAUGGCCCAGCCCCCCUCCCCUCCCUGUUGAUUCCCCGCUCCCUGCCCCUGGCUUCCUCUUCCAUGUUCCACCCUCUCCCACACCUUUGUUCCUCAAUAGCUGGGGGCUGGGACUCAGGCCUCCUGCGGGUGCCUGCCCCGCUCCACGCGGCGCCUCUCAGCCUCCUAUUGCUUGUCAGCCUGUGCGCAAGCGGUGCAGGAAAUAAAGGAUGUGUGCGCUCCUG